AGUGGAGGAGGAAGAGGAGGUGGAGGAGGACGGAGAUGGGAAAAAGUAUUGAUCCGGAGCUAGACCAUUCCUGGCAGAUUGUUUACAAGCCGUCUUUCUCUGGACUGCGCCAUACACGUUUCAAUUGUAUACCGCACAGACUCAUUCUUUUACCCAUAGGCGACUGCAGGCAGCCUCUUAGGUCUGCGCGAGAGUGUGUUGUUGUCUCUCGUUUUGGUGUCUUAAAACACAGUCAUCAUCUUAUUGUUUGUGUGCGCAACAUCCUAAUACGCAACCUGAACCAGUACACUCGUUCAAUCACACGUCUCAAUGCGAAUGUCUCUCCGCCGAAUGGAAAACGCACCUUCCUUGACACAGACUUAGCCUUUGCCAUCGAUACAGCGACAUGGCACAACUACCAACGAGAUUCCCCUGCUGGUGCCGCGCAGUCUAUUCUUGGGGUGGAGAAACCGACAGAGAUCUGGGAUUUGUCGAGGGCGACUUAAUCGAAUGCCUGAACGCUGGAGAUGGGUCUUGGUGGAUGGGAAGACUACGGAGGGACAAGCGGAUGAUGGGACUGUUUCCAUCCAAUUUCGUCAUGGUUCUUGAAGACAACUUCGUCCCCAAGAGUCGAUCCGUCAGCCCAAUGCCAGAACUGCAGAAGAGUGACAGUGGCCGCAAGAAUAGCCCAGCCCAACUACAGGAGAAAAAGGAAAGAGCAAAGUCAAGAAGACCUUUCCAAGGUUACAAGAAUGCCAAAACUCCCACUGGCACUGGCGUUGCUUCACCCCCAGCAGUUACGACGGUAUCAAAGCCAGCUCAACAACCAAUAGAUCCUCGAAAUCCUCCAUCUACUGUCCUAUGGCAGCAAAGACCGGUUUCUCGAGGACCAUCUAGAUCACCUUCACCACUGCCACAUCAUGAAAUCGGCUCAUCACCCCCACCACCGCCGCCACCGCAUCGUACCCUUGGAGGCCCCAGUGGCAGUCUGUCUAGAGCUCCUUCACCCGCACCUCAGCCAUUGGACAUGAACGACCGAUAUCAGAACUUCUCCCGUACACCAUCUCCUGCGCCACCAUCCUUGAACGGACACACCCCGCCAAUGAUCCGAAGCGCGAUAGACGAUGUCAUGACCUCACUCGACGAUAUGACAUUCUUAAAUCAGGAGGAAGAACACGAACAACAAAAAGAGUUCAAUCCAUGGUCGCCAGAGGCAUUCGACGAUUUCCGUCGUCCCAAUGAGAGGCCUCCAGCAAGACCCUUGACCAGUCUUGGAUUGGGUGAAGGCGGUAGCAACUACUCAGAGGGACGUAUCAACUAUAGUAGUCGGCAUAAUACCCCCGACAGAUUUCAAGAUGGUCCUCCUAAGCUGGAAAAUUAUGUUCAAAGAAUGGAAAGCAGACUUCGGCGCAUGCAACAGGCUCGAGAAGUAGGACUGAACCCAGAUGAUCUUGGAAGUGACCCUCCAGAACCGCCACCAAAGAGCUCAUGGUCUUCGAGGCCUGUGUCUUCGAUGGGAGGUCGACGACCUUCGGUGCGACAGAGAAAGUCGGCCUACGAGCUGGGAGAUGGUGGAUUGGCGAGAACGUACACCACCAAGACCAACUCGACCAAUUCUAGCAGCGGUGUUCAAAGUGUAGCCACCAACUCUUCACAUCAGACGAGCAUGACCAGUCAGAGUCUGAUGAGCGGAUACUCGGCGGGCGGGUUCAGCGCCACCAGUGCAGGAAGUCUUGCCAGAAAGAGAAUGGGGAGCAUCCGAGACCGAAUGACCAGACCUAUAACCAGUGCAGGAACAAGAGUCGAGCAAUGGGGUCAAAGUGAUAUGCGGCCGAAGACACCUACCAGAAGCUCAUUCUAUUCCGGUCUUGACUCAAGACAGGGCACAAGAUCCGCAGUGGGGUGGGAAGACUCGGAUCGAAGUGCAACUGGAGGACUCGGUGGUCUGACAACUCCAAAAGCAAAGAAAUCUGGAUUUUUCAAGAAGCUCAUGGACAGUGCAAAGACGGGCGCUGCAAGUGCGAGAAGUACCAUAUCCGCCAGCCAAACAGGAAGCAAUGCUGGAUCACCAACGAAGAUGACGGGCAUCGCUGGAGGUAAGGCAUUCAACGCACCUGUACGGAGCUCAAGUCCAGUGGGUGGCGCAUAUGGCAGAGAUGCUGCGAAGGAGAUGGGUCUUGCCAGCGGAGCAUCCGGCUCGUACAUCUUGACGCGGCGCGACAUCAAUCGCUCAAACACACCAGGGCCAUCAGAACGAGAAGAGCGGGCGGACCGUUGUCACAUGCUGGACCAGCCAGUGAUAUGUCCGGUCGAAGAAUUGUACGAGAAUCUUCACGGCGAUGAAGAUGCCAAUGGACGGCCGGUAUAUGAACCAUUACAGCUCAGCAACCCCAGUUUCAGUCAGGUAGACAAGGCAGCACGAUUUAUUACCAGUCUACCGAGCAGCAUCACCGCAGGAACGCUGGCUUCUGGCUUCAUCUGCAGGCCCCACCGAAGUGGUGUCCAAAGACUUCGGGCAAUCUUCAUUUGGUGUGCAGAGAGAAUCAAUUGGGAGGAAGAUCAUGACAUGGACGGUUAUAACUACAACGUAUCCAUCGAUACUAGGAAAGUGGUCCAGUCAAAGCGUGGUUGCAGCAGAGAGAUCUCGGCUGUGAUUGUCGAAAUGUGUACCGCCAUUGGAAUCCAUGCCGAAGUCGUGCAAGGAUAUUUGAAAGCACCUGGGGAAGAGCUGGAUCUGGAUGCACUUUCUCGACCGAACCACUUUUGGAACGCUAUCCUGGUAGAUGGUGAAUGGAGGAUGGUCGAUGCGAGCCUGGCAAGUCCGACCAACCCGAAGAGAGCCUUGUACUCGAAUAUCAGCACGAGCAUAGCAGAAGCUUGGUAUUUCCUGGCCAGACCGAGCGAAAUUUGUUGGACUCACAUUCCGGUUGAAGAUGCCCAGCAGCACAUGCUACCCAGCAUUAGCCCGGAUGUGCUUUUGAGUCUGCCUGGCACAUGUCCUCAAUUUUUCCGCCAAGGACUCUCGAUGCAUGCGUAUGACACGAGCGUGAUAAGAAUGGAAGGACUCGAGAUGUGCACUUUCAGCAUCAACGUGCCUGCUGAUGUCGAAAUUGUGGCAGAAGUCGAGGCAAAGCAAUUUCUCCAUGACCAGGACGGUGACUUGUACGAAGAUACGGACAAUGUCACCACGAAGCGAGCCCUGACGCAAGCAAGCUGGUACCGUACCAUGCCCAACACAGAGAUUUAUCAGAAACGGUACGUCGUCAAAGCUAUCCUACCAGGGGACGAAGGCAUGGCCGUGGUCAAAGUCUAUGCCGGUAAGAAAGGAUUAAUGCUCAGUUCGCGAGACAUUGUACAUCCUCUUGCAUUGGCAUUGCCGCUGUACCAUUCCGGAGAGAACCCGGCAUACGAUUUUGUGUUGCGACAUCCGACGCCGCACGCUACUAGGCAGGAUCUCUAUGUUGUGCAGCCGCAGUGUAUGCGACUAGGUGCUGGCGAGACAUACGUUUUCUGCGUCCGACAACACGUGGCAUCUGUGGCUUCGACUCCAGCAUCCGAACAGAACGGCUUCGACCUCCGGCCCGCUAGUCCAAACCCUCUUGUCCGACCUGCAAGUGCUAUGAGCAUGACGAGCAGCGCGGCCGGCAGCAAUCCCAGUGAGCAGGGCAGCAAUGCCAACGGCGUCGGAGGGGGAAAAGUCAAGGACAAACCUGCGAAACUGGCUAUACAGAGCCCUGGAGGAAAGAUUAUCAGGUUGAAUCGCAAGCACGAUGGGUUACCUCAACCUUCGGCUUUCAGGGACGUCGAUGGUGAAGUACUUGGCAGUGUUUGGGAGAACAUCCUCAAGGUCCAGGAGCGCGGUACUUGGAGAGGUCUGGUGCUCGCUGAUCGAAGUGCCAGGUGGUGCGUCUUUUGCGAGUGGGAAUGUGUUUGAUGCUUGGGUCAUUUGGGCUCAUGGAAACGUUCUGGUGACGGAGUUUGUGGUACAUCAAAAGUUCUGCGCAUUUGUUGGUCUCAAUGUUGGACUAUUGCCCGGCAUAUGGACGAUUUGGAGGCAUUUCGGGCUUUCUAUGAAAGAGUUUUUGAGUGGUGUCCAAGGAUAUCUGGUCGGGUUGGGCCUAUUUCAACGAUGGGCGGUACUGGGAAGGAUCGCCAUGGGAAACAUAUGGCCAGAUGCCGUUUGUGCAUAUUGUAUGAGUACAACCAGGUAUUUUGACGAACAAUGAUGACCAUUCUAUGAGACAUGCUUCAAGGACUGUAUCAUGGUUCCAGCUUAGAAU
This is a messenger RNA of Exophiala viscosa, 4259 nucleotides long. RefSeq lists its product as uncharacterized. The coding region runs from base 386 to 3913 and encodes 1175 amino acids. The record is from RefSeq and is a predicted model, not a curated record. The transcript has a single exon. NCBI's taxonomy places the organism in Eukaryota, Fungi, Ascomycota, Eurotiomycetes, Chaetothyriales, Herpotrichiellaceae. Gene Ontology annotation, molecular function: protein binding. Gene Ontology annotation, cellular component: cytoplasm; mitotic actomyosin contractile ring. Gene Ontology annotation, biological process: mitotic division septum assembly.